AUGGGUUUCAAACUAAAGCUAAUUUUCCAGCUAGUGAUAUAUCUUUCAUGGCACCACAUGCCUUGCACAGGCAUUGGCGAGAGAAUUGUGGGUGGCACCUCGGUUACAGAGAAGAAAUACACCUAUUUUGUGCGUGUGAAUUACCAAGAUUUAUUCCUAUGUGGUGGAUCGUUGGUGAGGAAUAAUGCGGUGGUCACAGCAGCUCACUGUGUCAGCGACGCUAACGUAAACCAAUUGCGUAUACACGCGGACACCAUUAGUUUAAGAGAUGUAGGAAUUGUGAGAAAAGUUAAAAAAGUGGUGAUUUCGAAUUUAUACAAUGAACGCACCUCGAACUACGAUGUUGCAGUGUUAAUACUCGCCUCUGCCGUACCAAAUUCUAGUUUCACAGCAAUUCAAUUGCAAAAGACACCAGUGACUGCUGGCACGAAAUGUGUGGUCAUUGGUCAUGGUAGCACAAAGGAAAGUGAAUUUAAUCCGAUACAAUUACAAGAAGUUUGGAUACCGGUGCUGAGUCGUACCGCUUGCCAACGUAGAUAUGCAGGUGUUGCACAUAUUACGCGGUAUAUGCUGUGUGCUUGGGAGUUGGGAAAAGAUUCAUGUGCAGGUGAUUCCGGUGGACCAAUGGUGUGUAAGGGACAGCUAGCUGGUAUUGUAUCCUGGGGUGUUGAAUGUGCGGAUUCCAGAUUUCCAGGCGUUUAUACCGAUAUCAGCAGGGUUUAUACUUUUAUCGAAAGAACGCUUGAGCGGUUUAAGUGAAUUUCAAUAGUUUUUUAAGUAUCAAAUUAUCGAGUAUUUGGAGUGAUUCACUAACGAGUUACUUCAUCUAUGAAAAAUGCAUAUAUCAUAACACAAAUGUAAAAUAAAAGAAAACAGACAUACCACUUUGCAAUAGUAAUAAAUUUUAUCUGACCGGUUUGUCGUAAUAA
Messenger RNA from Bactrocera tryoni, 929 nucleotides. RefSeq names its product trypsin alpha-3-like. The transcript has a single exon. The coding region runs from base 1 to 759 and encodes 252 amino acids. Lineage: Eukaryota; Metazoa; Arthropoda; Insecta; Diptera; Tephritidae. Gene Ontology annotation, molecular function: serine-type endopeptidase activity. The record is from RefSeq and is a predicted model, not a curated record. Gene Ontology annotation, biological process: proteolysis.